AUGUCAUUUUUAUAUAUUAUUAUAUUUUACAUAAUUAUAACAAUCACGGAAGGAAAAAAUAAGUCAUGCGAAGAUAAUAAAAGUAUACACGGCCUCGGUACUGUAUUAUUUACAUCAGCUGACAUAUAUAAACAGUGUUGGUCACAAGAAGAAAUCGCGAUACUUUCAACUAGAUUGAUUUUGGAGGAUUUACUACCGGACAUAUCGAUUUUGAAUAUCGAUUGUAACGAUUUUGUGGAAGAUAUAGUCAGCUAUUUUAGAUUACUCAUAGAAGUUGUUAAAAAAGCUACACGGGGAAGAAAAAAACGUAUUACACUACUAGCUCUGACAGAUUUACUUGGCGCUUAUCUACAAUACGCGGUGUUGCCAGUAGCUCGUUAUUCAUAUUACGCGGGUGUUAUAGAUUACACAAGAAUCGCCAAAUUAAUCCAAUUAUUCGAGGAAAUCAAAUGGUUUUUGCGUACCAACGGACAAGGUUGGCCGAAACCAAUGAAGAUAACAUCUUCGAUUGUCAUAGAACCGAUAAAUUUCGAUUUGGAAAAACCGAACGUUAAAAGUUGUUGCGACCAAUUGAUUUUUUUCGAAUCGGAACGCCGUUCCGAAGAUGAUAACGUCACAGGGGUCGUAGUACGAUCGCACAUAGAUUUUCCGUUACCUUUUUUCGAUUCAACCGUACGACCAAAUUCGAUAGCGGUACCUUUCAAAAGGUAUCCACUGAGAAACAUCGAAUCGAGGAAAGUUUCGUACAUAUUGAUGAAAUUUUUUAUAGGUGCUGUACAAUGUUUAAAAGAGAAAAAAACGGAAACAGAAACCCAACAGAGAUUCCUCAACAACUUUUUCGGUUGGAUUAAAAAAGACGUGUUACCAAAAUUGGAAGACGACAAAUUUUAUUCGGCAUUCGGCGGUAUUUUGCGAGUGGACGAAACGUUAAAAACCCUAGGAGCGAUCGCGUUCACCAACGCGACGUGCCUACCCGAAGGCGAACAAGAAAUGGCCGUCCCCGGGGCGGGCGGAAACAACAAAAAAGAUUCGCCGUCGCUCCUAUUAAUAAUAAUGUUGGUAAUAAUAAUAAUUUGGUUCGUCGUCGGCACGGCGUUUAUAUGCUACAGAAUGAGAAGGCAUCGGAAGAAACCCCACGAUCCAGACCGCAAACCAGAACCGGACGUUUAUUCCUCCAGUACCACGGUCCGCAGCAAAUGGUCGAUAUUUUCGAAAAACAAAUCCGAUCGAGAAUCGACGUUCGGCAAAUGCAAAUGUUCCGCGAAAUCCACGCCGUACAGCAGCUCCUACACCAGCGACUACGAUAUCGAGGAAAAAAAUAAAAAAAACAAACAGAAAAAAGACAAAUCGGUGACGAUUUGUUACCCGCCCCCGUUCGCCGUUCCUUAUAGGAAUAAAAACGAACCGGCGAUCAUCGAAACGAAAACCACGAUGAAGAAAUUACCUUCGAUCGAAGAAAUAUCCGAAAUAACGGUCGAAAGUAAACGUAAGAGAACCGAAAAGUCCGAUUAUUUUCAUCCCGAACGCGAACAAUUUUCAAAAAAACAGCAGAAAAAAGGUGGUACGUCAAGACAAGGACACAUGGUUUUUUGCGAAAAUUUGAACAGCAGCGAAUCCGGUUCGAUUUCCCAUUCGAAAUUUUGCAAGAAAAAACAUCCGAGCGGCAAAAUCGACGCCGUAGAUGAAUGCUGGUGCGAUAUUCUCGGAGCUAACAACGAAGAUGAAUAUAUCGAAACGUCGGCAAUCGAUGUCGACGAAUACGCGUUGGAACAAACUAACGAUACGUCGCCGAAUUCGGGAAAACCGCACAAAACGUCGAGCUUGGAGGUUUCCUUCAAAGAUACGGACCGAGACGUGGAUAAACGACGUCAUAUCCGGCGCGGAAAAUCGAAUUCAGAAGGCGAAGAAGAUCCGUCACCGGGACAUUCUCGUCGAGAGGAAACGACCGCCGAUGAAUUGUCGGGGGCGACGGACAAAGAAAUUUCGUCGCAUCCGUACGCCUGUCAUUCCAGUUUAACCGGAGAUUAUGCGAAUCGAAAUAGAGACGGAAAACCGCACAUAUUCGGAUACGAUUUUCAAACUUCCAGUUCUUCGGAAUUUACCGAAGAAGAAACCGAUUUGAAAACGUCUACUUCUAAAUGAUAUUUUUAUGUAAAUAUAAA
Molecule: messenger RNA, 2162 nt
Organism: Diorhabda carinulata
Lineage: Eukaryota; Metazoa; Arthropoda; Insecta; Coleoptera; Chrysomelidae
Exons: 5
Coding region: 1-2142 (713 amino acids)
Source: RefSeq, a predicted model, not a curated record